Molecule: messenger RNA, 1473 nt
Organism: Linnemannia hyalina
Lineage: Eukaryota; Fungi; Mortierellomycota; Mortierellomycetes; Mortierellales; Mortierellaceae
Source: the annotation of a GenBank genome assembly
AUGGAUGGGGUGCCAGAUGCUGUUAUCCGUCGGAACAGCCCGCAUUUCAGGAUCUUGAGUAUCUCGCAGUGGUCGUAUCGGUGUUUUGAUAUUGCGUGGUUUGAGUGCACUAAGCUUGUGGAGUUGAACAUUUAUUUGGAUGAAGGCGGUGGUGGUGGAUCGGUAGAACAGGACACAAAUAGGGGAGAGGAUGGCAGGCGUGGAGAGACUGGAGCAUCUUCUGAAUCAAGCACAGGACGAAGAGGAAAAAGAACAGGAGAAGAACCUGAGAGCCGAGCUGUUGUACCUCUACCGGACGCAAAGCGACUUCUUCGGACGAACCCACGACUCAAGUGUCUCUCCUGGGCAGGACCCGCCCGCUCCACGACUGCAUUGGAUGUCGAAGACCUUGUUGGACUCGCAGGACUGGAGAACCUUAGUUUGGACCGCUGGGAUUGUUCUGACGGACGGUUGGAUAUGGUCUUGAAGAGCGUUGCAGGAUCGUUGAAGGUGCUUUCUGUUGGUUGGAUCUGUGGUGUUGAAACGGGACUCUCCUCGGUACCACUACCGCCAGUAUCGUCAGCGUCGCCAUCAUCAUCACCACCACCAGCAACUACAGCAGCAGCAACGGCAUUGCAAUCGUUACGGGAGAAACCCCGCAAUGGCGUGGAUAAUGGACGCAGCAAUACAACAGACAUCUGGAUGCUACCCCGACUAGAAGAACUGGUAUGGUCCGGCGGCGAUCUGGACGACGAGUAUCUUUCAGAGCUGGUCAAGCGAUGUCCCAAACUCAAGAACGUGACCCUCUAUGUGAAUCACGGCGGAUGGGACUUUGAUCGCCUGGCCGCCAGUCUGGGAAGGUACUGCCCAGACAUCGAAACACUCGAGGUCGAUCCAGUCAUCGAGACAUUUGAAGUCGAGACCUUGAUCCGUCACUGUUCACCCAACCGACCUCAGCUCCGCAAGCUCCGGAUUGCAGUCAAUGGGCCCAAUGAACUCGGACUGGUCUUAGCGGUCCUCCCGCAUGCGUCGACACUGGAGGAUUUUGAGAUUUACAGGACACAAGAGGAGAUGGAUGGACCGCUGUAUCUGCGGCUGCUUGUUGCGUGCUCGAGGUUAACACGGUUCGCAUUCUUUUCAAGGGCGGCUCCGUUUGAUGUGGAGUUUUUGGAGACGUUGAAACAGGAGAGGUGGGGGUGUUGUGAGAGGUUGCGGGAGUUGAGUCUGGAUUUGGGGAUCUUUCACAAGUAUCGGAAGCAGACUCGGGCUGAGAGAGUGGACACGAAGGCGUUACUUUCUGAGGUGGGCGGGUGGGUGGAGGUGAAGGCAAUUGAGGAAGAGGAUGGUGGUGAUUAUGAUGAGUAUGAGGUUGAGCCGUUUGAUAUGGUCAAGUUGAGGCAGGUGCUUGAGUUGGUGCAGUUGCAGGAAUUGAAGGAGCUUGAGGUGCUGAUUUUGGAUGAGGUUGAGUUCUGGAGGAAUCGUCCUAUAUCUUAG